AUGGGGUCCUCACCUCUCUCAUUGAAGCGCGCCCUGCUUCUCACGGCGUUCUUUGCCCUCAGGGCCGUGGCCCAAGGCGAUAACGAGAAUGACAACAGGCCGACAGACGAGCCGAAUAAUAACCCCCCCGCGGUCACCAACACUCGAGAAAACCCGCCAGCGCAACAAACAGAAACGACUUCAGUCCGCGACCCCCCUUCUACGAGUACAGAACAAGAAAGGACAUCAUCACCAACCUCAUCGCCUUCAACAUCAACCGAUGCCCGGACGCUACCGCCGCUGAGUUCUAGUAUUUCCCGAACGGUCCCAACCGACAUGCCGACUGUUUCAAGGGGAGGAGUCAACACCGAGGUCCCGACGUACCCACCACCGGCAAUCCCACCAACACGCAAUGCCCCCUUCAUGAACCACUCCACCCUCCCCGACGGCACCGUCUUCAUUGCGGUAGGCGCUAUCCUAGGCGCCUUUGGUGUCGCGAUUCUCCUCUGGCGCGCCAUCGUUGCCUGCCUCUUGCACCGGUCUGUCGAGCGUGCCGCCCUUGCCCAGCACGCUGUCAACAACGGCCGCGGGCCGGGCGACAAGAACGCUGCUUCGUUCCCGGCGCCCCCGGCUCAAUUCUACAAGUACAUUGAGCGCGAGUCCUCCGCCUCCCUCGCUGGCGCGGGCCUAGCCAGCGGCACCGGACGGCGGACCAACCGCGGCCCCACGCCCUCCGCCACGCCCAGCCAGACGAACCUCUUCUUCUCGCCCACCGCUGCCGGGCCCGGCUCCGGCGGCGUCGGCGGAUCGAACCGCGACUCGGCCCGCUACCUCCCCUCGGGCUUCUACGCCUCGGCUUCGCCCGUGCAAGGCGGCCACGCGCAGGGCAACUCGAUCAGCAUGAGCACGCUGCGGCCUUCGUCGCGCGGCCGCGGCGGCCACCUCGGCCCCUCGCCGCCGGAGUCGCCCGACGUCGGGCCCAGGGUCGUCUCGAGGAACUUCAGCACCAGCUCCCUGAAUCUGAACCGCCCCCCCAGCCCCGGCGCCAGGGCCCCCAGCGCCUACCUGGACGACUUGCUUGAUGAACAGCCAGGCAUGUUCCCGCCGGCUGCCGGGAACCCUCCGCCCCCGGCCGGUCACGGGAGUCAGCGCGGGCGGUACUAG
Molecule: messenger RNA, 1143 nt
Organism: Chaetomium globosum CBS 148.51
Lineage: Eukaryota; Fungi; Ascomycota; Sordariomycetes; Sordariales; Chaetomiaceae
Exons: 1
Coding region: 1-1143 (380 amino acids)
Cellular component (GO): fungal-type vacuole
Source: RefSeq, a predicted model, not a curated record